Trichobilharzia regenti is the source of this 6365-nucleotide messenger RNA. NCBI's taxonomy places the organism in Eukaryota, Metazoa, Platyhelminthes, Trematoda, Strigeidida, Schistosomatidae. The record is from the annotation of a GenBank genome assembly.
GCACUCCGCGCUGUAUUUGCAUUGGCUUUCAUUGGUUUCAUAUUUUCGUUAUGUUUUGAAGACUGAUUCAUUCUCGUGUUUUGAAUGUGAGGUUUUAGAAAAGAAACCUAUCCUGUCGAAAAGUAGCUGUUUAAAUUUGGGUUGCGCAAGAGAAAGUUAUAAUUGUGAACAGCAAGUUUAAUGAAAUUUGGGAGAAGCGGAAUUCCAGUAAUCUCUGCCACAAUAAAGCAGUCACAUUCAUGCAAUACAUGUACAUAGCUAACUUGCGGUAAAUUUAUUCUUCAAUUUCUCUGGGCAUGCUGACUGCCUCUUUGGCACCAACUUCUAACGUCCCUUUAAUUGGUGAAAACGGACACCUACGUUCACGAUCAACGUCUCAGCAUUUUCAAGGAGAUCGUGCUAGAAGUGGUUGUCGACAACCUGGAAUAUCGACUCCAAGUGUAGAUACGUUAUCCGACUCAUUAAGUCUUGCAACAACCGCGACUGAGGGAACAAUUGGAGAAGUCUGGGAACGAAAACAAUACCCCGACAUGCCCCUAGGAUGUGCUAUCAUAAAAAAUCAGCCACCUUCCUUUUUAAAUCUCCCUAACCGUGUUGAAGAACAGUCUUCAGAAAAAGACCUGUAUGAGUUUUUGAAAGAUGCUGAAUUAGAACAUUACUACACUGUUCUCACUCGUCAUUUAAAGAUUCGAUCAGUUCAACAAAUCAAAUAUGUUGAGGACUCUGAUCUUGCAGAAAUGGGGUUUAGUCGACCAGAACAAAGACGCUUGCGUAAGCAUUUCAAGCGUGAAUGCCCACAAACAGCAAUGGGAAAACUACGAAAGCGAUUGGCUCGUUCAACUAGUGGUCGAUGCUCUUCACCACGAUUUAAAGAUACAUUGGACGGAUUAUCAUCGCGUAAUGUAAAUGUUCUAUCAAUUUCACUUGACAGUACACCAACAUCUGAAGAUGGUGAUUCAAAAAGACGUACUCUAUUGUUUACACAAGGUUCUAAGUCGGAGGAUCUUAAUAAGUGUUUAACAGAUGAUUUAAGCAGUUUAACUAUCGAUGGAGGUACUAACUAUCGAAUUAUUCGAUCAAGUGAACUUGAAAUAGGCAGUAGUCUUGGGGAAGGAGAGUUUGGAAAGGUUUUUCAGGGUGUAUGGCAUACAGAUGCAAGACGCGUUGUCCAAGUUGCUAUCAAGAUAAUGGAUAUUAAACAGAUCGGUGAUGAUACAUGUGAUUUCUUGAAUGAAAUUGCCACAAUGCAUCGAUUAAAUCAUCCAGAUAUUGUACGUCUUCUUGGAGUAUGUAUUGAAGUGAAUACAAUUAAGAUUGUUACUGAACUUGCACCACUUCGAUCUUUACUGGAAUGUCUUCGUGAAACAGAGUUGAGAUCAAGUUUCUCCGUGCCUGUAUUACAUAAAUUUUCAAUACAAAUAGCACGUGGAAUGAGUUAUUUAGAAGAAUGUGGUCUUGUACAUCGUGAUUUAGCUGCUAGAAAUAUUCUAGUAUUUUCUAAAGAUUCUGUGAAAAUCAGUGAUUUCGGCAUGAGUCGUGCUCUUCAACUUGGCAAAUCGUAUUAUCAAUCAAAUUUCAAUGUCAACCUUAAACUGCCUAUCGCCUGGUGUGCACCAGAGUGUAUACAUGAUUUACUAUUCACAACAGCUUCAGAUAUGUGGGCAUAUGGGAUUACACUAUGGGAGAUAUUCACCUAUGGAUUUACACCAUGGGCUGGUCUUACUGGACGACAGAUACUAGAGAUGAUUGAUGCUCCGAAAUUUGGUCGAUUAGACCAACCAGAGACAUGUCCGGAUCCAAUUUAUGAUGCUGUAAUGAGAGCAUGUUGGGCGCAUGAACCAAAAGCUAGACCAACUUUCAAUCAACUGUUAGGUAUGCUUCCACGUCUUAGUCCUGAAGUUUGGAUAACUACAAGUGAAUAUCGGCCAGAUUCAGACCCUAAUAUGGAUACAAUUAGUACAACUGAAGAAUUUCCGUACAAUCCUGGAUUUCGUCCGCAUGGAACACGAUCACUAGGUCGGCCAUUGUUUAUUCGAGCAAAUGAAACAGUGUGUGUACUCGGUAAACGAAGUAGUACAACAUGGAAAGUAGUCAAUUUACGUACUGGUCUUGUUGGUUGCAUUCCAUCGAGUAUUUUAAAACCGUAUACAUGCGAAAAAGAUUCAUCAUUUCGUGAUCAAACAUCAGCUACGAAUAACAAUAAUAAUAAUAAUACUUCUGGAAAUUCAAAUACCCUGGGAUUAGUAGCGAAAACUCGUCUGCGCAUGAGUAGAAGAGAAACAGUAUCUCGAUUCAGUAAACUCAGUGUUAUCAUACCUUCUGAUGGUAUGAAUAAUAAUAAUAAUACCUCACGUUCACGUGGAAAAAUUACAGCCGAUCAAAUCAGUCUUCCACAGAAUGAUUUUCGGCAUAUUGGACAUGUUGGUUCAGAUGGUCGGACAUUUGGCGAACUUGGUCUAGUAGGAAAAAUAAUCGAUUCAAAAGAUGACCUGUCUGAUACUCAGUCAUUUUAUGAUUUGGAUGUAUCUGAAGAGAAAUUCAAAGGCGAUUCAAAGUCUAGCAACAAAGCAAGUACUUUACAGAUUAAUCCUGCGUAUAAUAAUAAAAACCAUCCAGAGGUGAUUAAAACAAUUCCAUUGGAGACAGAAUCAUUAUCAGUAAAAGAUUUGAGCAGUCUACAACAGCAACAACACCAAGCACAAGUACAACCACAGAAUCAGGGUCAAAAGGUUAAAACACUUGAAUCGCCAAAAAAGCUGUUCACAACCAAUAAAAAUUACUUCACAAAAUCAUCACAAAUUGGAAAAGGCUCACAUAGUAAUAUUCAGUUACAACAACAACAGCAGCCUGAAAAAGAGAAACCUCAGACUACUGAUGAUAAUGAUGAAACGGAUAAAUUGUUUGAAGAUAUUAAAUUUGAUAUAAUUUCAGAGUCAAAUGGAUUUGAUUUAGGCUCAUCUUUACUGGACGAAGUAUUCAAAUGUUUUCAAAUGGAUAAGCCUACUGAGAAAAUGAUGAAUAACAAUGAAACUGAUGAGAAUAACAAAAGUGAAUUGACCAGCACUAUAAAAGAGAUCGCUAGAGAACAUUCAAGUAAUCCUAUUCAACAAUUAGAUUCUUUGAAUUGUCUUGGUAACAGCUAUUAUGGUGAUGAGGGGGGAAAUAAUAAUAAUAAUAGUAAUAAUGAUGUUAAUGAGACAAGCGGUUUCAGUAGCACUUUGAGUAAUAAUUCUACAAUGGUGAAGUCUCCGGUUACACCAUUGAAGAAUAUCAAAUCUGAUCUAGUUGAAACUAGAAGAGUAGUGUCGAAAGGGUAUAACGCUGCCAAACCACUGCAUACUACCACUUCAUCUUCACCGUCUUCUAAUUCAAUAACAAGAAAAAUUUUAACUAACGGUAGUUUAACACAUCAUAACAAUCAUCACCAUCAUAGCGUACAGGCAACCAGUAAUGUUAACAGCAAUAAUAAAAACGAUAAUACUAACAAUAACGCUGCUAACAUAAUUACUCCAUUUAUUUCUAGUCCAUCGGAUUGUAUAAACUCAUUGAAUUAUGAAUCAGCAGAUAAUGAAUUGACUAAUUCAAUUAUCCAUGACAGUUAUAUGAUGAAUGAUGUCGUCGACGGUGAAGCCGAUGGUGAUGGUGAUGUUAAUCAUUUAAAGAAAUUAAAAUCUGUGCAGAAAACAGAACACAAAUCGUUAUGGAAACGUAGUUCCUUUGGGAGUUUAACACGUCGUAGUUCAUCUGUGUCGAAAACACUGCAAAGAAAUAAUUUCAAUGGAUUCAAUCAAUCAGAUCAUGAUGAGAAUAAACGAUUGGUAAUAAGCAGACCAGUUCUGCUAAGUCGACCGAAUUCAAUUACUCAAACAUCUCUAAACAAGUUACCGUCGAAUUCUUCUUCAUCUUCAAUUAUUGGUGGGUUAACUGAACCAAGCAGUUUAGGCAGUUCAACAAGUCGUGGAAGCUCAUUGACUGUUGUUUCUUCUUCCAAUGGUUGCAGCGGUGGUGGUGGUGUUGGUGGAUGUGAUAGUAGUAAUGGAGGAUAUGCUUCAUCGGUGAAUAACGUUCAAGAAGAAUUAUUAGCACAUUCAUUGAAUACAGAUUUUGAUCAAGGCCAACAGCAGCAGCAACAACAACCACUAUCGUCAGCAUCAUCGUGUUAUUAUGAAAUAUCAACGAAUGCAUCACUUUCACCAGCGCCUAGUUUAUCAUCAAUGACAUCAGUUUCUGGUGGUCUACCGCAUUCAUUAACAUCUAGCAUUAUAAGUACAACAACGAAUACAAAUAAUUCUAGUACAACUGCGAAUACAACCUACUUACUGCCUAAUUCUAGUAUUACAUCAACUGCUCAAGGUUGUCUACGAGCUUUACGAUCUGGUGAUACAGUAUUUCGUGCAUCAACAAAUAUUUCAAGUGGAACUUUAAACUCACGCAGAAAAAUAAGUACAUUGUCGAGAACAAGUGUUACAAUGAUGACAGAUGAAAGAUUCAGUAAUUCAAGAAUCCAAAACUUAUCUCCAUCUGCAACUUUGGUUAACUUAUCAGCUAAAAAUGUAUGUGACACUGGUGUCUUGUCUUCGUCGCCACCGUCAUCCUCAUCAUCAAGUCUACUACGGAAUAAAUCAAAGUUGCUGUUCAAUCGUGAUAUCUACCAGCCAUCAAGUCAGAUGAGUCCAAGUCAUUCUGCGUUUUCUGCUGUUACUAAUCCCCUACAGCAUAAAGAUUUAACGCGUACACACGGAUCACAUCUAUCGUCAUCGUCUUCGUCUUCGAUAUCAUCGCCUACUACUACUUCUACUACUACUACUCCUUUCGCUUAUGAUUCAAAUGGACAGUAUUCACAGAAAAAUAAUAAUCAAACGAAGUCGAAUCACACUACACUGUCACAACCAUCAGCUGCACCUCGAUCACCACUAACAACUAGAACAAUAAAAGAUGGUGAAAACAGUGAUAACAGGUCUAGCAUGGAUUUAGAUUGUGUUGUGGCAUCAUUUCUAGGCAAAGAUUUUGCUGAUUUCCUGAAUAAAGACAUCAAUAUAUCUGACUCUUCAUCGUCAUCUUCAUCGUCAACAUCUUCCAAAGUGCAAAUGAGUAAAACUCGAACCGGAUUGGAUGUUCAAACAAAUUUAUACAGAUCACCUUUCAAAUCAAGUCUAUCUAGGCUACCGAGAGGUGGUAGUCAACGUGAUAAUAAUGAUAACGGGGAUAAUGGAGAUGUACUUGCUAUUUAAUAAUAAUGAUGAUAAUCACAUGUCUACACACACACACACAAGCGUUCGAAGUCAAACGCGUAAAUAUUAAUUUCAUAUGAAUAUCACUUAUGAAGAAAAAAGUUGUAAUGAUGAUAUUUUUCUUCAGUUGCAUUUCACACAAACAUUUCUCAUCUUCUACUAAUUCUUUUCGUUUCGCUUCAACAGACAAUUGUUCCCUAUUUUUUUCGUUACCAUAAAUGAGGGUAAUUCACUGUCGCGGUUGUCGUUUAUUGUUGCUAUUACUUUUCUGAUUGUUUCGUGUUUCUGUCUGAUGAAUAACCAUAUCUCACCUUCCGUAAAAAUGCACUGAUCAUCUGUCUGUCUAUCUCUGCGCAUCGAGCUGUUCACAUACCAUUAUUUCUCUUUAUAUUUAUCCAUUUUAAUGAUAUUCAUAUUACAACAGUACUUAUUUAUCUACAUCAAUUGAACUAAGUAUCUCUAAGGCAUUGAGUUAAGCCUCAUGUGUUUUUCUUCAUUUUUAUGGUUUAUCUUUCUCUGUUUCCCUGCCUAUAUUGUGCAUUCUACAAAAGAUAUUCAUGAAAUGUCAGUAGUAUUCUCUAAAUUUCCUAAUCUCCCAUCCUCCGACAUUGCUCCGAUCGACAGUUGUAAUACAAUUGUGUUUCUGAGUAAAUGUACCCUUAUCGUCUUAAUAUGAGUGUGUGUGUGUGUGUGUAUACGUGUAUGCGCAUAUAAUUAAUUCCAUUGAUUGUUAUUGCCUUCAUAACCACUCAUUUGAACUCUUACUUCACUCCACCCCCGGUGGCUUUGUAUAAUGAAUCUUAUCUAUACAGAAGCUUUGUGUGUGUGCGUGUAUGUGUAUUUAUGUGUGAAUGGAUCAAUAACACAUUUCAUGAAAUAUACAUAAUAUUAUACAAUAUAGACGAUACUAAUGAAAUGUUCUUCUCUAGUCUAUAUUAUAGCCCUUUUUUCCUCUUCACUAGGCAUAUAUACGCCUAACUUUCAUGAUUAGUAAUACUAUUACACUUACUAUUUAACUCAUUCUUUUCUUAUCUAUGAUACUACUACCACUACUACUAACGAAACUACUUAUAUGAGUUUUUUUCUAUGUGACCAAAUAGGAAAUAUUUGUUUUUAAAUAUCAUUUCUAGUGUG